Messenger RNA from Salvelinus fontinalis (brook trout), 911 nucleotides. Its product is annotated as myelin expression factor 2-like. Lineage: Eukaryota; Metazoa; Chordata; Actinopteri; Salmoniformes; Salmonidae. Gene Ontology annotation, cellular component: cytoplasm; post-mRNA release spliceosomal complex; nucleus. The coding region runs from base 65 to 697 and encodes 210 amino acids. The record is from RefSeq and is a predicted model, not a curated record. Gene Ontology annotation, biological process: regulation of mRNA stability involved in response to oxidative stress. The transcript has 7 exons. Gene Ontology annotation, molecular function: mRNA binding.
GACGCCCCCUCGACCACUGAGCUUUAGUACAAAACAAAUCAGUGUGUGAUUCUGUCUGUCAGGUAUGGAGGGAGGACCUGGGUAUGGAGGGAUGAGCAGACUAGGAGGGUUCGGUGGCAUGGACAGUAUGGGGGGAUUCGGAGCCAGAGACAUGGGACGGAUGGGAGACAUGUCCUACCGGUCAGGGGGUAUGGGAGGAGGGAUGGACAGAGACUUUGGUCGCAGUGACAUGUCCAUGAGCAGAGGCUUCGGAGACUCCUUUGGAGGAAUGGGAGGAGGUUAUGGAGGAGACAUGAGCAGUUUUGGCAUGGGGCCCAUUGGGGGAGGAUUAGGUGGUUUGGGCAACCGGUCCAUGGAGCGGAUGGGCUCUGGCUAUGACCGUAUGGGGGGGGGCAUGGCCAUGAGCCAAGGUUUCGGGGGCUACGGAGGAGGAGCCAUGUCUGACAGAGCCAAGGGUGGAUGUCAGAUCUUUGUCAGAAAUCUGUCCUAUGACCUGACCUGGCAGAAACUAAAGGAGAAGUUCAGUGUCUGUGGCCAGGUGAUGUUUGCAGAGAUUAAGAUGGAGGGAGGAAAGUCUAAGGGCUGUGGUACGGUCAGGUUUGACUCCCCAGAGAGCGCUAACCAGGCCUGCAGGAUGAUGAACGGAACCAAGAUCAGCGGUCGCGAGGUUGACGUCCGCAUCGACCGCAACGCCUAGAGUCACACACACACGGUCACGACAACUGCUCCUUCCAUCUCCAACUGCUUUUGUUUUGUUUUAAAAACACAUUUUCCACGUAUCCGCGUUUCCAUGACUUUUGGAUGUGUAUAAGGUCUGUUUCUCUUUUAAUCUUCCGUAGUUUUUUUUUUUUCCUAAGACAUUUUUUGGGGGGGUCAUACGUUUAUUUGAAUGAAUAAACAUUUUAAUUUUU